CGAUUAAUGACAGUAGUAUUUUGCUAUGCCUUGGCAUGCAUGACAGGGGAAUUUGGGAUAUCCCCUAGAUGAGAAAGCAAGCACAGCGUGUAUGUCAGUGUGCUUUUUCAACAGGAGGCGCAGCGGUGCUCAUGCACUGUAUUUGUUUCGGUCUCCGUGUUUCUUCCUGCUCUGACUGUGCUCCGUAUGAAACUAAAACAACGAUGACAAGGCCGCAACUUCUGUGUAAAUGUCCGCAUCAAGGAGUUGUAGGAUAUCUCCAAAUAUUUAAUUAGCGCACAGAAUCCGGUUAGUAGCGGGGUGCCAAAACGACAUAUCCCCGCCUGAAGUAGUCAGUCGGCGGCAUGUCGCUGAGCUCAGGCGGGUGGACUCACACACCUCCUCCGGCCCAGUCAUCGUCUCAUCUCGGCCAUGAGGCCUUGCAGUCGGGCUGCAACACUGUUUUGAUGUCGGUGAAGGUGUCAGUAUGCCACUCUGGUGUACGCCCGCUUUGUCUCCCGGGCGCCGGAGACGAAUCUCUCCGUCUUCAGCUGAGCAUGGACCCGGGGAAGGCAGGGGAAUUCCGCCUCGCGUUACGGGGCAUCAGCGGAGCAGCGGCUGGACGCAGUGUGUCCAUUGCUGAUUUUGACCUCAGGACUGUUCGUUAUGAAGUAAAGUCACCACUGUGCCAUGAACUGAGUUUGGCUACACCUCCACACGACUGUAUUACAUUCAACUUCCGCUGUGAGCAGGAAGCACAGGAGUGGGCCACUGUGGUGAUGUCAUCACUUUGCGAGGCCCAUAGAGUGGUGAUUAAUUCCCCUACUGAAGUUGAACAGCUACCUCCUCAGCCUCUGAAUUCACAAAGCACUGCACUCGUGCCACGUACAGAGGAGAUCUGUGCAGAGCUGGUUUGUGCUAUAGAGGCAGGUGAUGUUCGGGCAGCUUCUGUUUGUGCAACAUCUUUAGCUAAACAGAGAGCAGCUCUGUGCAUUCAGCCUUCUAAACGAAAUUACGCAGACAAAGACAUCAGCCUGGCUGUGGUGGUAGAGGAUGCUUCCUCGUCCUGUUGUGUCACAGUGAAAGUCUUCCCCCAAUCUACAAUUGGUGCUCUCAAACAGCAGAUCUUCACAGACUAUGGUUUUCAUCCACGUGUGCAGCGCUGGGUCAUUGGUCAGUCGUUGUGCUCUGAUCAUCGUUCUCUGGCUUCUUAUGGAGUUCAGCGAGAUGGCGACACUGCGUUCCUUUAUCUGAUUUCUGCCCGUCAGGCUCGUCUCAGUCGAGGGCUUUACCAACUAGAUCAGGAAAGUGCUUUACUCAUGCCUGCCCUAGUGCCAACAUCUAAUCGCCCCCACCAAAAACCAGUUGCCAAUGGGCCAGCGGCGUUGAACACCGCAUCAAGGCCAUAUAGCACCCUACCUACAAGACUGCAAAACAGCCAUAGUACUCUGAGCGACAGUGCUGGUGGCACGGAUCAGUUGGGUUUGGUUGAAAAACGUGACCUGAUUAAUCUUGAGAUGCCGCAGUUGAAUGAAGCCCUUGUGCCCAACAGAACAAAUACACAGCUGGGAUGGGCCUGCCCAUCAUGUACAUAUAUUAAUAAACCAACACGACCAGGCUGUGAAAUGUGUAGUGCAGACCGACCCGAAGGGUACACUGUUCCUGGCAACUACAGACCAGAUGCUCUGGAGCUACGGCGCAUUCAGCAAGAAAAAGAAGCGAUCAGGCAGUACCAACAGGCCAGAGAGGCAGAGCGUCGGGAAAACUAUGCACGUCUGGUGCAGAUGGACGGACAGGAUCUGGUUCCUAACCCAGAGAGAGUGGAGUGCAGGAUAUGCUUUCUGGAGCUUAAUUCUGGGGAGGGAGUCCUGCUCCGAGAGUGUCUCCACUGUUUCUGCAAAGAGUGUCUCUGCUCUGUGAUUCUGAUGUCUGAGGAUCCUCAGGUGGCAUGUCCAUACAGAGACGAGGCCUACACUUGUGACUGCAUCCUGCAGGAGAGAGAAAUCAGAGCUCUGGUGGCAGUGGAAGAUUAUGAGCGUUGGUUGCAGAGAGGGCUGUCUGUUGCAGAGUCUCGAUGUGAGGGCAGUUAUCACUGUGCAACUGCAGACUGUCCCGGCUGGUGUGUUUAUGAAGAUACUGUCAACACUUUCCACUGCCCAGUCUGCAAAAAACAGAACUGCUUGCUCUGCAAGGCCAUUCAUGAAGGGAUGAACUGUAAGCAAUAUCAGGAUGACCUGGCAGCUCGUGCCAUCAAUGACUCUGCAGCUAGAAGAACCAGAGACCUGCUAAAGACUCUUGUUAACUCUGGAGAAGCGAUGCAUUGCCCCCAGUGUGGUAUUAUUGUGCAGAAGAAGGAGGGCUGUGAUUGGCUCCGCUGUACAGUAUGCCACACUGAGAUCUGCUGGGUCACCAGAGGACCACGCUGGGGGCCAAAAGGUCCUGGAGACACGACUGGUGGCUGCCGCUGCAAUGUUAACAAACAAAGAUGCCAUCCAAAAUGCCAGAAUUGUCACUGAGAAAGGGAAAAAGAGGGUAAGAGUUAGAAACAAAGAACAUAAGGUGAGAGGGAGAGACAUAAAGAGUAGUGACAUUUUAUGGCAGUUUUUGACUUUAUGAAAGCUUCUGAUAUUACCUUGAGUGUUUGGAGACAUAUCCUCUCCACCUGUCUGAACUGCAUUUCAGUUUCUGACACUCUUAGUGGUGUUGUAAAACACAACUGUAAUACGUUUUGAUUAGAAAUGUGUAGGUCUGUUAUACAACAAAUGUUGGUGCAUUUUAUGUGAUUAAAUCAUGAAAGCAAAUUAAGGCACCGAGGGGAAUCCACUUGAAAACAAAGGAUUGACCCUUUCUAUCAAACAACUACUGUAUAAGAGUCCAGUCCACUUAUUAGUUUUACUAGCUUAUUAGUUAACUGAUGUAUUUAUUUUUUUUAUUAUUCCAUAAAUCCUUAAAGGGAUAGUUCACCCAAAAAUGAAGGUCCAAAAAGCACAAAGGCAGCAUAAAAGUACAUCCAUUAUAAGGACCUGACAGAGCUUUAUGUUCUUCUAAAAAAUCUUCAUUUGUGUUCUGCUGAAGAAAGACAGUCAUACACAUUUUGGAUGGCAUGAGGGUGAGUAAAUGAUGAGAAUUUGCAUUUUUGGGUGAACUAUCCCUUUAAAUUCCACUCAGUGUUAAGUUAAUCAAGUAUCACCUUAUGAGUGCUUAGGUGGUUUCUAGGAAAGCAUUUUUAUUUAGAAUCAGCAGCAAAUGAAAGUAAGGUUGCCUUUGAAAUGGCUGCAAAACUUCAUGUUCGUACAGCCACUACAAAAUACAAACUGAAUAUUAAUUUUAUUUGAGUGAAGAGUUGCAACUCUGUAACUAUACAAAAUUAUUUAAGGCAGGAUAUCUACUUACAGGCUGCUUGAACUAGUGACAUCUGAUUUACAAACAAAAUGUUCUGCUGAACCGGGUCGACCUAUUCAGUCCAACUGAUUUGCAAAAAGAUUGUAAAUCAACUGUAAGAGAGAAAUGUGAGAUUAAAACUGAGGUGGGUGACAUGUCAGAACCAUAUAAAACACAAGAUUUGGUGCCAUCUAUAUAAUCAAAAACAGUUUGAUAAACAGCAGUAUAUAGGAGUAUAUAAAGGUAUGUUUCAACACAGAUGAAAUGAAUAAUCAUCUUUAUCGAAAAUAACUUUCUGAACAAAAAUGAUUUUCUGCAAUAACUCGGAUGUCCCAAUGCUCAAAGUUUACUUCAUAAAGAACUGCACUCACAUAUCUAGAUGUCAGAGACCACAUAUUUAUAUUGGGACGAAAGAAAAAGAAUAUAGAUGACUUUUAUUAAGAACAUGCACUUAUGAAUGUUUUAGAAAUUACCACGUGUCCGUCCACUGUGACAGGGUUAUAGUAAUCAAACUGGAGUAUCUUUAUUUUCCCAUCUAAUCUAAUAACAGUCCCAUGAGGACAAAGAUAAAGCCAAAGCUAAUCAGAAACUGCAGUUUGUCAUUUAAAUAAGAGAAUUGUUACAAUGCACUUACACAAAUACUCGUGUAUUUGACUUGUCUUGCUUUUAAAAGCUAUACUACUCUGUAACUGAAGUGUGAAGUGCCUUUUCUUGCCACUUGUUUUGUCCAAGCCAUGUAACCACUAGCAUUAGCAAUAAGAGUGUCACAUUGUUAUUAUUUUAUAUUUGUUGCUGUUGUUGUAGACUUUUGUGAUCUAAGAUAACUUAAUAAUGUGUGCAGUGUUCUCCCUCAACCUUUCCUAAGAACCAAAACACGUUGUAUUUUACCACUCAAUGCACUGCUUUCAGGUUUGAUGAUCUGUUUGUAAGUUGGUGAUUAUUUCUUGGGAAGUUUGUGUUGACAGCCCAGGAAUUAAGAAUUGUUUUAAUACUACAAUGUAAUGCUCUGCUGAUUUUAGAGCUGAGAUAGUCGUGUAGAAAUUCCUCAAGACUGAUCUUAGCCAAAGGAUUAACAUCCAAAGCUUUAUAUCUAUGCACUGUAAUAAGAUAAAAUCACCCAAAGCAUCUAUUAUUUCCUUGAGGCAAAGUCAUAUGCAUAUAGCAGAGUAGUUUCACCAACUGAAAAGUUUUGGAAUUGUAAAGCACUCAUGCAGAUGUCAUAACUGAGAAUCCAAUGAAAUUGAACGUGGAGUGUAAUUGAAGAAUCUUCAGUCACAGACUUGUUCAAUCUUUAGCAUGAUACUGAUUUGGAAUCUCACCACCAUUCAGAUAUAUGCUCUAGGAAGUUUAAUAAGUAGCAUGUAACUGCAUGUACUGUACAAUAGAAAAAAUGUGCACAUGCAGAAAUCAUAUAUUUUUAACUCAGUAGAAAAAAUCUGACCUCAGGGUUGCAAGUCUUAAUAAAGUGCCUUACAGAUUAUAGUACUGAGCAGCUUUUUGUACAUAAGUUAAAUAUUCUUGGUAAAGAGCUGAACUAAUUUAAUAUGCUUCACAUUGUCUUUAAAAGAAAACACAAUAAACAGUUG
Molecule: messenger RNA, 4946 nt
Organism: Myxocyprinus asiaticus (Chinese sucker)
Lineage: Eukaryota; Metazoa; Chordata; Actinopteri; Cypriniformes; Catostomidae
Product: ranBP-type and C3HC4-type zinc finger-containing protein 1-like
Exons: 14
Coding region: 345-2495 (716 amino acids)
Biological process (GO): proteasome-mediated ubiquitin-dependent protein catabolic process; positive regulation of canonical NF-kappaB signal transduction; protein linear polyubiquitination
Cellular component (GO): LUBAC complex
Molecular function (GO): ubiquitin binding; ubiquitin-protein transferase activity
Source: RefSeq, a predicted model, not a curated record